Molecule: messenger RNA, 786 nt
Organism: Microdochium trichocladiopsis
Lineage: Eukaryota; Fungi; Ascomycota; Sordariomycetes; Xylariales; Microdochiaceae
Product: lysine decarboxylase
Exons: 2
Coding region: 1-786 (261 amino acids)
Biological process (GO): cytokinin biosynthetic process
Cellular component (GO): cytosol
Molecular function (GO): hydrolase activity, hydrolyzing N-glycosyl compounds
Source: RefSeq, a predicted model, not a curated record
AUGGAGUCAGGAGGAGUGUCCCGGACGGCCACGCCCUCGGCGCGGCCCAACGGCACCGGUGCCGCCGCCGCCACGAACAGCAAGCCCAUGAAGAUCUGCGUCUACUGCGGCUCCUCGGGCGGCAAGAACCCGGCUCAUCUCGAGGCGGCCCGCGAGCUCGGCACCCUCAUGGCCAAGAAGAACAUCAACCUCGUCUACGGCGGCGGCACAGUCGGCCUCAUGGGCGAAGUCGCCCGGACGAUAGUGGCCAUCAACGGGCCCGACGCCGUGCACGGCAUCAUCCCCGAGGCGCUGGUCAAGUGGGAGCGCGACGACGCCACGUACGCCACGUACGACCGCGAGAGGGGCUACUACGUGCCCGACGCGGCCGUGUACGGGCGCACGACGGUGGUCAAGGACAUGCACACGCGCAAGUACCUGAUGGCCAAGGAGAUUGCCGACGCGGCGCCCGGCUCGGGCUUCGUCGCCCUCAGCGGCGGCUACGGCACCAUGGAGGAGCUCAUGGAGACGGUCACCUGGAACCAGCUCAACAUCCACCAGAUGGGCGUCUGCGUGCUCAACGUCGACGGCUUCUACGACGGCCUGCUCGCCUGGAUCAAGACGGCCGUCAGGGAGGGCUUCGUGCGCAAGGAGAAUGCCGACAUCAUGGUCACGGCCACCACGGCGCAGGGCGCCAUCGACGCCCUCGGCAACUACAAGGUCUCAAAGGACCAGUAUAACUUGUCCUGGGGCACCCUGGGAGCUGUCAAUAUCACGGACGAGCCUUCGAACGCUCACCUGAGGUAG